Molecule: messenger RNA, 1179 nt
Organism: Capsaspora owczarzaki ATCC 30864
Lineage: Eukaryota; Filasterea; Ministeriida; Capsasporidae
Product: 3-hydroxyisobutyrate dehydrogenase
Exons: 1
Coding region: 38-1024 (328 amino acids)
Biological process (GO): L-valine catabolic process
Molecular function (GO): NAD binding; NADP binding; 3-hydroxyisobutyrate dehydrogenase activity
Source: RefSeq, a predicted model, not a curated record
CCCAAAGUCAUAACAAUCGGCUACUGAACAAAAAGUCAUGCUUGCUGCUGCUGCUGCGUCCACGCGUCGCUCCCUGUCGACCUCUGCCUCUGCGUUGUCCGCUGCGACUGGCGCAAAGCCUGCCGUUGGGUUUAUUGGACUCGGCAACAUGGGCAAGCACAUGGCGCGCAACCUGCUUCGUGCUGGGUACCCUGUGAUUGUCAACGACGUGAACGAGGCGCCCGUGCGUGAUCUCGCGAGCGAGGGUGCGCGCCCAGCAGCCACCCCGCGCGCAGUCGCAGAGCAGGCCAGGAACAUUGUCACCAUGCUGCCGUCCAACCCCCACGUCAAGGGCGUCUACUACAACGCAGGUGGCAUCUUCGAGGCGCUCCAGAAGGACUCGCUCCUGAUCGACGCGUCCACCAUCGAUCCGUCCAUCUCACGCGCGAUCGCAAAGGACGUCGUUGCAAAGAACCUGGCAAGCGCCUUCAUUGAUGCCCCAGUCUCCGGUGGCGUCGGUGGCGCUGAGAAGGGCACCCUCACCUUUAUGGUCGGCGGCGAGAAGUCCGCCUUCGACCGCGCGCAGCCCUUGUUGCAGGCGAUGGGCAAGAACAUUGUGUACUGCGGUGCUGCAGGCAACGGCCAGGUCGCAAAGCUGUGCAACAACCUCCUGCUCGCCAUUUCCAUGGCUGGCACCAGCGAGGUCAUGAAUCUCGGCGUUACCAUGGGCCUCGAUCCCAAGCUGCUUGCAGGCAUCAUCAACACGAGCUCGGGUCGCUGCUGGUCCAGCGAAGUGUACAACCCGUUCCCGGGCGUCAUCGAAGGCGUCCCGUCCAGCCGCGAUUACAACGGCGGCUUUGGAUCAAAGCUCAUGCUCAAGGACGUCAACCUCGCCCUCGACGCUGCCAAGGGCGCCAACGCCCCGACCCCAAUGGGCUCCCGCGCCAAGGAAAUCUACGACACCGUCACUGCUGACGCCCAGCUCAGCGAGAAGGACUUUUCCGUUGUGCUUCGUUAUCUCCAGCAGCUCACCCGCCGUUCGUAAACCAAGAUAAAGCGGGGUGGUUGUUGAGGGGCAGCACACCAGCCACCACCAAGCGAGCCGAUUUCGUGAAGGGUGAUGUUGUUUUGGUUUGUGUGUGUGGAUGUGCCGUUCUGCUAGAUAUGCAGUUGGGUUGAUUAAACUUUACAAUCAUCACA